AUGAAUUCAAAUACAAGUCAACAUGUUACUAUUAUCGAAAAAGAAGAUCGAGUACCCAUGAAAAUCGAUCAACCAAUAUCUAAUAAAGUUAAACAAUCAUUAGAAAAUUCUUCAUCAUUAACAAAUACAAAUAAUUUACCAAUUCGAUAUGGUGCAGCAUCAAUAAUUCCACAUGAUGAUGGAUUUGAUUUAAAAUCUAUUCUCGAUAAUAAACCAACUUUACCUAUUCAAACAAAUGAUUUAAUGAAUAUUUUAAAAGAUGAAAAAUCUAAAAAGACUUCAUUUAAAGAUAAUACUAUUCAACAAAUACUUCUGGAUAAUAAUCAUGAUGUAAAAAACCUUAUUCAAAGUGCUAAACAAGCUCAACAAGAUUUCAUUGAUGCAAUUCGUUUUGAUUAA
Molecule: messenger RNA, 399 nt
Organism: Rotaria sp. Silwood1
Lineage: Eukaryota; Metazoa; Rotifera; Eurotatoria; Philodinida; Philodinidae
Source: the annotation of a GenBank genome assembly